Messenger RNA from Caenorhabditis angaria, 463 nucleotides. The record is from the annotation of a GenBank genome assembly. NCBI's taxonomy places the organism in Eukaryota, Metazoa, Nematoda, Chromadorea, Rhabditida, Rhabditidae.
AUGAACUUUCUGGCAGUGAUUCUGUUUUUUGCACUGGUUUCGGCGGAUUUUGUCAAAUUCCAAUUCAAAUUUUCUUGUGAUUACAAUGACACUUCUAGAUAUCAAAUUCAAUUUAGAGAGAAUCAGGUGAUGAAGUGAGUUUACUCUAUAAAAAUAACAUCUUCUUGAAAACAUUUUUUUUUGAAGUUUGUACUUCACAAAACCAUUUUAUGGAAAGGUUUCUGCUGAAUCGAAUGCAACAUUUGAAGGAAUAUUAAAUCCAAAUAACUCGAAUGCAAAUGGAUAUAAAAUAAUAGCAGAUAUAACACAUGAUUGCUCCGAGAAACAUAAAUUUCGUCGAGCUCGUCUAAUUUUCAAUCAAACUUUUCCAUUUGGGAAUAAUAUUUUUGCAUCAUCCAUCAAUUUGACUAAUCUUCAAAACGAUCAAGAAAUCUAUGAGGGUUUGGAAGAUAAUGAACUUUAA